Cyanidioschyzon merolae strain 10D is the source of this 1839-nucleotide messenger RNA. RefSeq lists its product as hypothetical. Gene Ontology annotation, molecular function: RNA binding; translation initiation factor activity. The record is from RefSeq and is a predicted model, not a curated record. Gene Ontology annotation, biological process: formation of translation preinitiation complex; translational initiation. The transcript has a single exon. Bases 1 to 1839 code for a protein of 612 amino acids. NCBI's taxonomy places the organism in Eukaryota, Rhodophyta, Bangiophyceae, Cyanidiales, Cyanidiaceae.
AUGGGUGCAUGGAAACGCCUUGAAGUUUCGACGAGCAACCCAGUACGAUCAUCCGAUGUGCGGAAACUGCGCCAGGAGCUUCUGCUCCAAGAAGCGCACUGGAUAACGGAAGAGGAGGUCGACCAAAUCCUACCGCACUCAAAGUCUAAAAACAUCAUUCUGGUCAAGUGUUCGACGCCCAAGGCAAGCGUCUACGUCGUGGAGCAGGAUCCGGUGCUGUUUCAACCUGCGCGCUCAUCGCUCUACUACCCAACGGUAUACACGCUGUGGAAGGUGCGGCGCUGGCCCGCACUCGAGACCAUCUCUCAAGUUAGCAAGUUUCUCCUGGGCGGUGCCGAUCUGAUGCUUCCUGGCGUUUUUCGUGAUGACCCAGCGCUAACCUGGCGUGCCACCCAAGUAAUCGCGGUACGCGUGCGGGGCAACCCGUGUGCGCUCGCCGUUGGGACGACACUGAUCGGCUCGGAUAGCGCGGACAAGAACACCAAAGGAAAAGUGCUUGCAGUAGAGCACUUUUUUGGCGAUGCGCUCUGGGAGUACGGUUCGAAAGCAGUCCCGAAUCGUGGCUUUAUCUUGGGUGAGGUCGUUGAGGCAGUGCCUGGCGACGACGACGACGACGACGACAACGACCGCAAUGCCGGCGGCGAGGAAGCGGGCCUGGAGACGUCCACCAUGAAAGCGGGUGAGGCGCCGCCUCCGUCCAGGAACGAUAACGCCGCCACAACGAGUGCCUCAUCCACGGUGGAUGCAAACCAUGCUAUCGAUGAAGUGGCGCAAGACCUUGAAGCGCAGCACAUUAUCGACACAGCUGAGACGGAGAACGAACGCGCUCUCGAUGUAGAACCGGAUCAGUUGUUGAUCCAGAGCUUUUUGCAAGCGCUGAAAAUUCACCCCAGUCUCGCGCUACCCAUUGACGCGAGCAAGUUUUACACUGAGUUCGUGGUGCCAAGUCGCCCGGCAGGCACUGCCCUAGAUCUGAAAGCGACCUCAUAUAAGAAGCUAGGAGCAUUUCUCAAAGCGAUGGUGAAGCGGAAGCUGAUCAAAACGAAGGAACAGCGCGGUGCCAUCCUCAUUGUUGAGGUUGAUCGCAACCACGAACUUUUGCAGUCGUUCGAGUCCCAUAAUAGCGCGGCGUUUAGCGCAUCGGAAACACGGGAAUCGCAGUCACUGGCUGAAACGGAACGAGUCAUUCACGUCGAGGAAUGGUUCAAAGCGAAACCCCACCAGAGAGCAUUCCUCGAGGCACUCGCUGCUGGGAUGCCCUCGGUGAUGGACGCUGUCGCUGACACCAGCCAGGGCGCUGAGUUUUUCCAAAGCGACCAGUUGUUCAAGCUGCUUGAACACUACGUACGUGCUCAUGGACUCGAGCGCCCCAGGAACAUCGUCGAGAUGAAUGAGGAUCUCUGCUCGUUUCUGCAAUGCGCACCGACCGGUUCACCGCGGCAACUGCCCUUCCGUGAACUUUUCGAUCGAAUGCUGGAAAGCAUGGAGAUCUGGCACCGUAUCGGUCGUGAUGGCAAACUGCAACGCGGACGUGUGAAACCAAUACAAGUUAUCGUCGAGGAUCGCCAGGGAGGUCGCAAGCAUAUCACCCGUAUUCAGCGCAUGCGCGUGUACGGUAUUGACGACCAGCAGUUUGCCGCCGAUGCCCAGCGGCGUUUUGCCGCAGCAGCAACCGUGUCGGAAAUCGCAGGAAGCGCCAAGAAAGGCGGGAUCCCUGACACCGAAGUCACCUUGCAGGGCUCUUUCGCGGAUGAGGUUGUGGAGUUGCUCACGGGUACGUACCAUGUUCCCGCGCAUCUCGCCGAGAUCGUGGAUAAACGAAAGAAGCGCGGCAAGUAA